This is a messenger RNA of Cucurbita maxima (winter squash), 1184 nucleotides long. RefSeq names its product transcription factor bHLH71-like. Gene Ontology annotation, biological process: regulation of transcription by RNA polymerase II. Gene Ontology annotation, molecular function: RNA polymerase II cis-regulatory region sequence-specific DNA binding; protein dimerization activity; DNA-binding transcription factor activity, RNA polymerase II-specific. Lineage: Eukaryota; Viridiplantae; Streptophyta; Magnoliopsida; Cucurbitales; Cucurbitaceae. Bases 132 to 1028 code for a protein of 298 amino acids. The transcript is spliced from 3 exons. The record is from RefSeq and is a predicted model, not a curated record.
AUUCUGUGCCUUCUCACGUGAAACUCUAUAUAUCUCUUUCCUUUUACGACCAUUUUGAAAACUUUAGCAUUCUCUCAAUUGCAUUAUAUCUACCCACCCUAACCAAAGAACAACCUUGGAGCUUCAAAAACAUGAGUAUUGAUGCUCUUUCCUCCAAUGACUUGUUCAACUUAAUCAUCUACGACGCCAUCUCUCCGACGCCGAACACUUCCCACGGAGUAUGCGACUCGUCGGAGACUACUUUUUUCUCCAACCAAAAGGGUUUGAAGCAUCAAGAUCACCACCAACAUGGCACGUUGGAACACCGGCCGAAACCCAAUUUGGCGAGAAAACGCCACCCGAACGAGGCGGAAAGUAGCAACUGGGGGGCGGUCGGGUUGCAGCAAGGGAAGAGGAAAAGAAAGAGAAAACCAAAAGCUUGUAAGAACAAAGAAGAAGCUGAAACACAAAGAAUGACACACAUUGCUGUUGAAAGGAACCGACGUAAGCUGAUGAGUGAGCAUCUCUCAGUGUUACGUUCCCUCAUGCCUGAAUCCUAUGUUCAAAGGGGUGACCAAGCAUCCAUAGUAGGAGGAGCAGUGGAGUUUGUGAAGGAAUUGGAGCAUGUCCUAUCAACACUUGAAGCCAAGAAGCUGCAAAUUUUGCACCAAGAAAUAGAAGAAAAACAAGAGAAUUAUAAGAAUGAAGAUUCAGUGAGAAGGAAGUUGUUUUCAGAUAGUAACAGCUCUCAGUACUCAGCCAAAUCCAAGGCUUCUUCAGCUGACAUUGAAGUCACUUUGAUUGAAACUCAUGCGAAUCUCAGAAUCCUUUCAAUAAGAACACAUAGACAGCUGUUGAAGCUCAUUGCUGGCUUGCAGGCUCUUCGUCUCACUAUUCUUCAUCUCAAUGUCACUGACUUUCAUCCAUUGGUUCUUUACUCUAUUAGCCUUAAGGUGGAAGAAGGGUGUCAACUGAGAUCAGUGGAUGACAUAGCAGCGGCAGCACAUCAAAUGGUUAGAAUAAUUGAGGAAGAAGGUGUUUUGUGUUAAAUGUAAACAAAAAGCUUUGAGAUUUGAAUGGGAAUCAUCCAUUAAAAUGCCAAGUUCUGUGUGUGUGUGCGUGAGUGUGCAUGUGGGUUGGUUUGGUGUGAUUUGUAAAUUAAUAUAUUGUUUUGUAGCUAUCAAGGGUUUGUCUUGUUUGCUUUA